Molecule: messenger RNA, 17093 nt
Organism: Trematomus bernacchii (emerald rockcod)
Lineage: Eukaryota; Metazoa; Chordata; Actinopteri; Perciformes; Nototheniidae
Gene: eppk1
Product: epiplakin 1
Biological process (GO): intermediate filament bundle assembly; wound healing
Cellular component (GO): cytoskeleton; keratin filament; membrane
Molecular function (GO): keratin filament binding; structural molecule activity
Source: RefSeq, a predicted model, not a curated record
ACUGCUCUGAGAUGUUUGGAGCACCUCUAAACAUCAGUGAAUCUCACACCGGCUAACACUGACUAACCACAGUGAGACGUUCUACACACAUCAGGGACCGAGUUUCAAAGCUCUAACAGGUCGGGGUACCUUUGGCCUUCAUCAGGAGCGGCCCGGAACCUCCGAGGAGCUGAGGCUGCAGACUGAUAAGGAAACAAUAAGCUCUUGAGGCAAAGAUGGACUCCAAGCAAAAUGGCCACACACAAGUCCAGGGACCUGUGGGGGGCAUCUUUUUGGAGAAAACAAAGGAGAAGAUAACCAUAUAUCAAGCCAUGAAGAAACGUCUGCUUAAGCCAGGAACAGCAUUAGCCCUGCUGGAAGCACAAGCAGCCACAGUAGGUAUCGUAGACCCAAUAAACAACAGAAUACUUCCUGUUGUAGAUGCUGUUAAGGAGGGAAUAGUUGGACCGGAGAUGAAAGAAAAGCUCCUCAUAGCAGAGAAAGCUGUCAGUGGCUAUGUAGACCCCUACACUAACCAAAUGAUAUCUGUAUUCCAAGCAAUUCGAAAAGAUUUAGUCCCAAUAGAAUAUGGAUUGAGGCUGCUGGAAGCACAGAUUGCCACAAAUGGCCUGUUUGAUCCUCUUGAGAAGUCAACUAUUUCAGUUGAAUCAGCAAUUCAAAAGGGCUACUAUGAAAAAGGUUUGCUCAAUGACCAGAUGUCCGAGCUCAAAGUAUUCUACAAUCCAAGCUCACAAGAAAAUCUAAACUACCAAAACCUCCUAGAAAAAUGCACCGUGGAGCCUGACACAGGCCUGGUGCUCCUUCCUGUUUGCAUCACUUUUAAAGGUCUGCGGAGAGGUAUUUCCUCCACUAAACUUUUUGAGUCACAGAUCAUUGACAAACAAACAUUUGAUGACCUACAGAAGGGAAAGACCAACACACAGGAUGUGAUGUUGAUGGAAACAGUGAAAGAAUACUUGGAGGGCAAAGGCAGUAUCGCAGGCAUUGCUGAACUCUCAUCUAAUCAGAGAAUGAGCAUUUAUGAAGCCAUGAAGAAAGGUAUACUGAUGCCUGGAACAGCACUUGUUCUACUGGAGGCACAAGCUGCAACUGGAUUCAUGAUUGAUCCUGUGGAAAAUAAAAAGUACACUGUGGAUGAGGCCAUCAAAAACAACGUUUUUGGCCCAGAAUAUCAUGCAAAGCUGCGUUCUGCUGAGCGAGCAGUUACUGGCUACAAAGACCCAUAUUCAGGUGAAACUAUAUCCCUGUUUCAAGCCAUGUCAAAAGACCUCAUGGUUAAGGAACAUGGGAUCCGCCUUCUUGAGGCGCAAAUUGCUACAGGUGGAAUAAUAGAUCCCAUCAACAGUCACAGACUACCAACAGAAGUGGCCUUCAAAAGAGGUUAUUUUGAUGAAGAAAUGAACGCCAUACUUGAGGAUUCAGGGGAUGACACAAAAGGUUUCUUUGACCCAAACACAAAAGAUAACCUAACUUAUCUUCAGCUGAUGCAAAGGUGUGUCACUGAUCCAAUAACUGGACUGUGUCUCCUCCCUCUCCUCUCCAAGUCAGACUGCCUGAAUUUCAACUUUAUUGACUACCAAACUAAAAUGACUUUCAAAGAGGAGAAGGUCAACGUGACAUGCGGGAAGUACAUGGGAAUGACAGUAUCUUGGUGGGAACUCCUCAUGUCAGAAUACUUUGAUGAACACCAGAGGCGAGACAUCAUUCAAAAGUUUAGAGAGGGGAAGCUCAAUAUCAAGAUGGUUACCAAAACAAUUCUGGAAGUCAUUGAAAAGUCUGUGAAAACAACAAACUGCGUCUUUGAAGGCAUCAGAGAAACCGUUACAGCCAAACAGCUUGUGGACGCAGAUAUCAUUAGUAAAGAGGUUAUGGAGGAUCUGGAAAAGGGAAAAACGUCAGUGAAGGAAGUGAUAGCAGAUGAAAGUGUAAAUGUCUACCUACAGGGGAAAGACAGCAUUGCAGGCAUUUUGCUUCCUGAUUCUCAAAUCAUGAGCAUUUACCAGGCCAAACAAAAAGGGAGGUUGAUGCCAGGAACUGCUCUGAUUCUACUGGAGGCACAAGCAGCAACCGGGUUCAUCAUUGACCCAAUCGGAAACAGAAAGUUUUCAGUGGAUGAUGCAGUCAAAGCAAAGAUUGUGGGGCCUGACGUGUGUCAAAAGUUGCGCUCAGCAGAGAAAGCGGUCACUGGAUACAAAAAUCCAUAUGAUGGCCAAAUAAUCUCAUUGUUCCAAGCCAUGCAAAAAGAUCUCAUCGUCAAAGACCAUGGAAUUCGACUCUUGGAAGCACAAAUUGCCACUGGUGGGAUCAUUGACCCAGUGAACAGCCAUCGCAUUCCUGUCCAUGUGGCCUAUAAGAAGGGAUACUUCAAUGAGGAAAUGAAUGAGAUACUGGCUGACCCAAGUGACGACACCAAAGGAUUCUUUGACCCCAACACCCAUGAGAACCUGACAUACUUGCAGCUCAUGGCCAGAUGUGUUAGAGAUCCUAGUACAGGUCUUUGCCUCUUGCCACUCAAAAGCAAAAGCAACAGAAUUAACAUAGAUGAAAAUAUGAAGGAGACGUUCAAAGCAACAACAGUUACUGUUAAAUAUGGAAGGUUCAAAGACAAACACACAACACUUUGGGAACUUAUCAAUUCAGAGUAUUUGACAGGGGACAAAAGACAGGAGCUUUUCAAGCUCUUCAAAUCAAGGAAAAUCACAAUCGAGCUACUGACUGUCACCAUUUUAGAGAUCAUUAAGAGUAAGGAGAUAAAACAGCAAGCAGGGCUGAACUUUACGAGUCUCAGAGGAGAGGUCUCUGUGGUGGAUCUUUUGCAACUUGAAAUAGUGAAUGAAACAACGUACAACAGUUUGAUUGAUGGAACGAUAACAAGCACUGAUGUGAUGAACAUGGACAGUGUGAGAGAUUACCUACAUGGGAAAAGUUGUGUAGCUGGAGUGAUACUGCAACCCUCCAAUAAAAAGCUGAGCAUCUAUGAGGCACAGAGAAUCGGCAUUCUCACACCUGGCACUGCCCUCUGCCUACUUGAAGCACAAGCGGCCACAGGGUUUAUUGUUGAUCCUUUGGAAAACAAGAAACUCACAGUAAAACAAGCUAUCAGAGAAAAGUUGAUUGGUCCACAGAUGCAUGAAAAGCUUUUGUCUGCAGAGAGGGCGGUCACUGGAUACACAGAUCCAUACACUGGUCAAAAGAUCUCUCUUUUCCAAGCUUUACAAAAGGAUCUGAUUGUCAAGCAGCAUGGCCUCCGUUUACUUGAGGCCCAGAUUGCUACAGGUGGUAUCAUUGAUCCUCUGAAGUGUCUUCACUUACCUCUUGAGGUUGCAUACAGGGAAGGGUAUUUUGAUGCAGAACUUAAUAAGGUCCUAACAGAUCCGACUGAUGACACAAAAGGGUUUUUUGACCCACAGACACAACAUAAUUUGACAUACAUGGAGAUGCUAGGUAGAUGUGUACAAGAUAAGGAUACAGGACUGUUUCUCCUGCCACUGACUGACAAGUCAAAAGCUACUGAGAUAAAGGUAAAAAUGUACACGGACACAGAGAUAAAGCAAGAGCUUCAAAAGACAACAGUGACCAUAUCAGUGGGACACUACUCAGGGAAAUCUGUGUCUCUCUGGGACUUGAUUCACUCUGGGUACUUUACCGAGGAUCAGCAGCUUGAAUUCAUUGAGAAGUACAGAGCAAGAAAGAUUACCACAGAAACCAUAAUUACAUCAGUGAUUUCCACCAUUAAAAAACUGGAGAAGAGCAAAACUUCCAAAAUGAUAAUGGGCCUGAGAAAACCGGUCUCUGCACAAAAACUACUAGAUUCUGAUGUUAUUGAUGCAGAUACAUUCAAACAGGUGAAUAAAGGAAAACUCACUCUUGAAUCAGUUGUCCAACAUGAACCUGUGAGAGGAUACCUUAAGGGAACCGGAAGCAUUGCUGGAAUAAAAGUUCAUCCAUCUCAACAAGUAAUGAGCAUAUAUGAGGCAAAAAAGGAAGAUCUGUUGACACCUGGCAUUGCACUUCUACUGCUUGAGGCGCAGGCAGCAACAGGAUGGAUCAUUGAUCCUCUGAAAAACAAGAACUAUGCUGUUGAUGAGGCAGCAAAAGAACAAAUAAUUGGACCAGAUUUACAUGAGCAACUUCUCUCAGCUGAAAGAGCUGUCACUGGCUACAAAGAUCCAUACACUGAUGCAACAAUAUCACUGUUUGAAGCCAUGGAUAAACAGCUGAUUCAAAAAAGCGAUGGUAUACGUCUUCUUGAGGCGCAGAUGGCAACUGGAGGAAUCAUAGACCCAAAUCAAAGUCACAGACUACCUGUUCAUGUUGCUAUCAAAAAGGGAUAUCUGGAUGACGAAAUCAGCAAAACUCUGUUGAACCCAGAUGAUGACGCAAAGGGAUUUUUUGAUCCAAACACUAAAGAGAAAAUCUCUUACCAUCAGCUGAUAAAGCAAUGCGAGAAAGAUCCUGAAACUGGGCUACUUCUUCUACCCCUGUACAAAGAGCAAUCCCAUGUAUUUCACACUGAUGAGCAGAUAGAGCUUACACUCAAAAACAAAGCUAUCAUCAUAAAUGCAGGGAGAUUUAAAGACAAAGAAGUGACAUUGUGGGAAGUGUUACUCUCUGAAUAUAUUUCGGAACAAAAAAGGGAGCAGCUCAUACAACAAUACAAGAAAGGAUCCACGAAAAUAGAGGAGCUCAUUGAAAUACUCACUGUUAUUGUUACAGAGGUUUCAUCCAAAGAAAGAAAGUUUAAAGGACUACGAAAGCAAGUUUCAGCCAGUGAGUUGUUUGAGUCUAAGAUUAUCUCAAAAGAGCUUUUCACACAGAUAAUACAAGGGGAAAUAACCGAAGAUAAUGUUGACAAGAUGGAAUCGAUUCAGAAAUACCUCGGAGCUACAAACUGUAUAGCAGGUGUCAGAGUUGAAUCUACAAAGAAAGUGAUGAGCAUCUACGAGGCCAAGACAAAACGCCUGCUGACCCCUGGGACAUCUCUUGUACUGCUUGAGGCUCAAGCUGCCACUGGCUUUGUCAUUGACCCAGUGAACAACAAGAAACUCUCUGUAGAGGAAGCUGUGGCUCAAGGAGUGGUUGGCAGUGAGUGGAAAAAAAAACUGCUUUCAGCAGAAAGGGCAGUGACAGGAUACAUAGAUCACUACACUGGAAACACAAUUUCCUUGUUCCAAGCCUUGAAAAAAGAUCUUAUUGUGAAAGAUCAUGGAAUUCGUCUCCUUGAAGCCCAAAUUGCCACUGGAGGCAUAAUUGACCCAGUGCACAGUCACAGAGUACCUGUACAGGUGGCAUACACAAGAGGCUACUUUGAUGAAGAAAUGAACCAGAUCCUGUCCGACCCUGAUGAUGACACCAAGGGCUUCUUUGAUCCCAACACUCAAGAGAACCUCACAUAUCUACAGCUGGUUGAGAGGUGUGUCACAGAUCCCAUUACAGGCCUUAGCUUACUGGUGAUUGCAAAGAAAGGAGAGUUUUAUUUCUUUGUCGAUGAGGCAACAAAACUCAUUUUGAAAUCUACAACCACAACCAAAGCAGGAGGAAAAUACCAAAGAACAACAGUGUCUCUGUGGGAUCUGCUCUACUCCAAAUACAUCACUGAGGAGAAGAGGAGAGAGCUUGUGCAACAGUACAAGUCUGGAUCAAUCACAAUCGAACACUUCCUGAAAAUAAUACUGACAAUCAUUGAGCAGCAGACUAUAACAACCUCGUCCUCCUCAAUCGUCAUGUGCCAACCACCAGAAAGACAAGUGGACAGCAGCACACAAUCUACUAUCAGGACUACAGUCACAAAGACAACUGAAGUUCAAAACUUCCAGGGAAUAAGAAAAGACGUCACAGCUAGUGAGUUGUUUAAAUCACAAAUCAUCAAUGAGGACCUCUACAACAAUCUUACAGCUGGAAAUGUCACAGUGACAGAAGUAAGUGAAAUGGAUUCGGUGCGAAGGUACUUAGAGGGAACUAACAGCAUUGCAGGAGUGUACCUGCAGUCCACCAAAGAGACCCUGAGUAUCAAUGAAGCCAAAAGCAAAGGCCUGCUAACUCCUGGUACUACUCUUGUUCUACUUGAGGCUCAAGCUGCCACUGGCUUUGUCAUUGACCCAGUGAACAACAAGAAACUUUCAGUGGAAGAAGCUGUAUCUCAAAGAGUGGUUGGCAGCGAAUGGAAAAACAAACUGCUUUCAGCAGAAAGGGCAGUGACAGGAUACAAAGAUCCCUACACUGGAGACACAAUUUCCUUGUUCCAAGCCUUGAAAAAAGAUCUUAUUGUGAAAGAUCAUGGAAUUCGUCUCCUUGAAGCCCAAAUUGCCACUGGAGGCAUAAUUGACCCAGUGCACAGUCACAGAGUACCUGUACAGGUGGCAUACACAAGAGGCUACUUUGAUGAAGAAAUGAACCAGAUCCUGUCCGACCCUGAUGAUGACACCAAGGGCUUCUUUGAUCCCAACACUCAAGAGAACCUCACAUAUCUUCAGCUGGUUGAGAGGUGUGUCACAGAUCCCAUUACAGGCCUUAGCUUACUGGUGAUUGCAAAGAAAGGAGAGGUUUAUUUCUUUGUUGAUGAGGCAACAAAACUCAUUUUGAAAUCUACAACCACAACCAAAGCAGGAGGAAAAUACCAAAGAACAACAGUGUCUCUGUGGGAUCUGCUCUACUCCAAAUACAUCACUGAGGAGAAGAGGAGAGAGCUUGUGCAACAGUACAAGUCUGGAUCAAUCACAAUCGAACACUUCCUGAAAAUAAUACUGACAAUCAUUGAGCAGCAGACUAUAACAACCUCGUCCUCCUCAAUCGGCAUGUGCCAACCACCAGAAAGACAAGUGUGCAGCAGCACACAAUCUACUAUCACGACUACAGUCACAAAGACAACUGAAGUUCAAAACUUCCAGGGAAUAAGAAAAGACGUCACAGCUAGUGAGUUGUUUAAAUCACAAAUCAUCAAUGAGGACCUCUACAACAAUCUUACAGCUGGAAAUGUCACAGUGACAGAAGUAAGUGAAAUGGAUUCAGUGCGGAGGUACUUAGAGGGAACUAACAGCAUUGCAGGAGUGUACCUGCAGUCCACCAAAGAGACCCUGAGUAUCAAUGAAGCCAAAAGCAAAGGCCUGCUAACUCCUGGUACUACUCUUGUUCUACUUGAGGCUCAAGCUGCCACUGGCUUUGUCAUUGACCCAGUGAACAACAAGAAACUUUCAGUGGAAGAAGCUGUAUCUCAAAGAGUGGUUGGCAGCGAAUGGAAAAACAAACUGCUUUCAGCAGAAAGGGCAGUGACAGGAUACAAAGAUCCCUACACUGGAGACACAAUUUCCUUGUUCCAAGCCUUGAAAAAAGAUCUUAUUGUGAAAGAUCAUGGAAUUCGUCUCCUUGAAGCCCAAAUUGCCACUGGAGGCAUAAUUGACCCAGUGCACAGUCACAGAGUACCUGUACAGGUGGCAUACACAAGAGGCUACUUUGAUGAAGAAAUGAACCAGAUCCUGUCUGACCCUGAUGAUGACACCAAGGGCUUCUUUGAUCCCAACACUCAAGAGAACCUCACAUAUCUACAGCUGGUUGAGAGGUGUGUCACAGAUCCCAUUACAGGCCUUAGCUUACUGGUGAUUGCAAAGAAAGGAGAGGUUUAUUUCUUUGUUGAUGAGGCAACAAAACUCAUUUUGAAAUCUACAACCACAACCAAAGCAGGAGGAAAAUACCAAAGAACAACAGUGUCUCUGUGGGAUCUGCUCUACUCCAAAUACAUCACUGAGGAGAAGAGGAGAGAGCUUGUGCAACAGUACAAGUCUGGAUCAAUCACAAUCGAACACUUCCUGAAAAUAAUACUGACAAUCAUUGAGCAGCAGACUAUAACAACCUCGUCCUCCUCAAUCGUCAUGUGCCAACCACCAGAAAGACAAGUGGACAGCAGCACACAAUCUACUAUCAGGACUACAGUCACAAAGACAACUGAAGUUCAAAACUUCCAGGGAAUAAGAAAAGACGUCACAGCUAGUGAGUUGUUUAAAUCACAAAUCAUCAAUGAGGACCUCUACAACAAUCUUACAGCUGGAAAUGUCACAGUGACAGAAGUAAGUGAAAUGGAUUCGGUGCGAAGGUACUUAGAGGGAACUAACAGCAUUGCAGGAGUGUACCUGCAGUCCACCAAAGAGACCCUGAGUAUCAAUGAAGCCAAAAGCAAAGGCCUGCUAACUCCUGGUACUACUCUUGUUCUACUUGAGGCUCAAGCUGCCACUGGCUUUGUCAUUGACCCAGUGAACAACAAGAAACUUUCAGUGGAAGAAGCUGUAUCUCAAAGAGUGGUUGGCAGCGAAUGGAAAAACAAACUGCUUUCAGCAGAAAGGGCAGUGACAGGAUACAAAGAUCCCUACACUGGAGACACAAUUUCCUUGUUCCAAGCCUUGAAAAAAGAUCUUAUUGUGAAAGAUCAUGGAAUUCGUCUCCUUGAAGCCCAAAUUGCCACUGGAGGCAUAAUUGACCCAGUGCACAGUCACAGAGUACCUGUACAGGUGGCAUACACAAGAGGCUACUUUGAUGAAGAAAUGAACCAGAUCCUGUCUGACCCUGAUGAUGACACCAAGGGCUUCUUUGAUCCCAACACUCAAGAGAACCUCACAUAUCUUCAGCUGGUUGAGAGGUGUGUCACAGAUCCCAUUACAGGCCUUAGCUUACUGGUGAUUGCAAAGAAAGGAGAGGUUUAUUUCUUUGUUGAUGAGGCAACAAAACUCAUUUUGAAAUCUACAACCACAACCAAAGCAGGAGGAAAAUACCAAAGAACAACAGUGUCUCUGUGGGAUCUGCUCUACUCCAAAUACAUCACUGAGGAGAAGAGGAGAGAGCUUGUGCAACAGUACAAGUCUGGAUCAAUCACAAUCGAACACUUCCUGAAAAUAAUACUGACAAUCAUUGAGCAGCAGACUAUAACAACCUCGUCCUCCUCAAUCGUCAUGUGCCAACCACCAGAAAGACAAGUGGACAGCAGCACACAAUCUACUAUCAGGACUACAGUCACAAAGACAACUGAAGUUCAAAACUUCCAGGGAAUAAGAAAAGACGUCACAGCUUGUGAGUUGUUUAAAUCACAAAUCAUCAAUGAGGACCUCUACAACAAUCUUACAGCUGGAAAUGUCACAGUGACAGAAGUAAGUGAAAUGGAUUCGGUGCGAAGGUACUUAGAGGGAACUAACAGCAUUGCAGGAGUGUACCUGCAGUCCACCAAAGAGACCCUGAGUAUCUAUGGAGCCAAAAGCAAAGGCCUGCUAACUCCUGGUACUACUCUUGUUCUACUUGAGGCUCAAGCUGCCACUGGCUUUGUCAUUGACCCAGUGAACAACAAGAAACUUUCAGUGGAAGAAGCUGUAUCUCAAAGAGUGGUUGGCAGCGAAUGGAAAAACAAACUGCUUUCAGCAGAAAGGGCAGUGACAGGAUACAAAGAUCCCUACACUGGAGACACAAUUUCCUUGUUCCAAGCCUUGAAAAAAGAUCUUAUUGUGAAAGAUCAUGGAAUUCGUCUCCUUGAAGCCCAAAUUGCCACUGGAGGCAUAAUUGACCCAGUGCACAGUCACAGAGUACCUGUACAGGUGGCAUACACAAGAGGCUACUUUGAUGAAGAAAUGAACCAGAUCCUGUCUGACCCUGAUGAUGACACCAAGGGCUUCUUUGAUCCCAACACUCAAGAGAACCUCACAUAUCUUCAGCUGGUUGAGAGGUGUGUCACAGAUCCCAUUACAGGCCUUAGCUUACUGGUGAUUGCAAAGAAAGGAGAGUUUUAUUUCUUUGUUGAUGAGGCAACAAAACUCAUUUUGAAAUCUACAACCACAACCAAAGCAGGAGGAAAAUACCAAAGAACAACAGUGUCUCUGUGGGAUCUGCUCUACUCCAAAUACAUCACUGAGGAGAAGAGGAGAGAGCUUGUGCAACAGUACAAGUCUGGAUCAAUCACAAUCGAACACUUCCUGAAAAUAAUACUGACAAUCAUUGAGCAGCAGACUAUAACAACCUCGUCCUCCUCAAUCGGCAUGUGCCAACCACCAGAAAGACAAGUGGACAGCAGCACACAAUCUACUAUCAGGACUACAGUCACAAAGACAACUGAAGUUCAAAACUUCCAGGGAAUAAGAAAAGACGUCACAGCUAGUGAGUUGUUUAAAUCACAAAUCAUCAAUGAGGACCUCUACAACAAUCUUACAGCUGGAAAUGUCACAGUGACAGAAGUAAGUGAAAUGGAUUCGGUGCGAAGGUACUUAGAGGGAACUAACAGCAUUGCAGGAGUGUACCUGCAGUCCACCAAAGAGACCCUGAGUAUCAAUGAAGCCAAAAGCAAAGGCCUGCUAACUCCUGGUACUACUCUUGUUCUACUUGAGGCUCAAGCUGCCACUGGCUUUGUCAUUGACCCAGUGAACAACAAGAAACUUUCAGUGGAAGAAGCUGUAUCUCAAAGAGUGGUUGGCAGCGAAUGGAAAAACAAACUGCUUUCAGCAGAAAGGGCAGUGACAGGAUACAAAGAUCCCUACACUGGAGACACAAUUUCCUUGUUCCAAGCCUUGAAAAAAGAUCUUAUUGUGAAAGAUCAUGGAAUUCGUCUCCUUGAAGCCCAAAUUGCCACUGGAGGCAUAAUUGACCCAGUGCACAGUCACAGAGUACCUGUACAGGUGGCAUACACAAGAGGCUACUUUGAUGAAGAAAUGAACCAGAUCCUGUCUGACCCUGAUGAUGACACCAAGGGCUUCUUUGAUCCCAACACUCAAGAGAACCUCACAUAUCUUCAGCUGGUUGAGAGGUGUGUCACAGAUCCCAUUACAGGCCUUAGCUUACUGGUGAUUGCAAAGAAAGGAGAGGUUUAUUUCUUUGUUGAUGAGGCAACAAAACUCAUUUUGAAAUCUACAACCACAACCAAAGCAGGAGGAAAAUACCAAAGAACAACAGUGUCUCUGUGGGAUCUGCUCUACUCCAAAUACAUCACUGAGGAGAAGAGGAGAGAGCUUGUGCAACAGUACAAGUCUGGAUCAAUCACAAUCGAACACUUCCUGAAAAUAAUACUGACAAUCAUUGAGCAGCAGACUAUAACAACCUCGUCCUCCUCAAUCGGCAUGUGCCAACCACCAGAAAGACAAGUGGACAGCAGCACACAAUCUACUAUCAGGACUACAGUCACAAAGACAACUGAAGUUCAAAACUUCCAGGGAAUAAGAAAAGACGUCACAGCUUGUGAGUUGUUUAAAUCACAAAUCAUCAAUGAGGACCUCUACAACAAUCUUACAGCUGGAAAUGUCACAGUGACAGAAGUAAGUGAAAUGGAUUCAGUGCGAAGGUACUUAGAGGGAACUAACAGCAUUGCAGGAGUGUACCUGCAGUCCACCAAAGAGACCCUGAGUAUCUAUGGAGCCAAAAGCAAAGGCCUGCUAACUCCUGGUACUACUCUUGUUCUACUUGAGGCUCAAGCUGCCACUGGCUUUGUCAUUGACCCAGUGAACAACAAGAAACUUUCAGUGGAAGAAGCUGUAUCUCAAAGAGUGGUUGGCAGCGAAUGGAAAAACAAACUGCUUUCAGCAGAAAGGGCAGUGACAGGAUACAAAGAUCCCUACACUGGAGACACAAUUUCCUUGUUCCAAGCCUUGAAAAAAGAUCUUAUUGUGAAAGAUCAUGGAAUUCGUCUCCUUGAAGCCCAAAUUGCCACUGGAGGCAUAAUUGACCCAGUGCACAGUCACAGAGUACCUGUACAGGUGGCAUACACAAGAGGCUACUUUGAUGAAGAAAUGAACCAGAUCCUGUCCGACCCUGAUGAUGACACCAAGGGCUUCUUUGAUCCCAACACUCAAGAGAACCUCACAUAUCUUCAGCUGGUUGAGAGGUGUGUCACAGAUCCCAUUACAGGCCUUAGCUUACUGGUGAUUGCAAAGAAAGGAGAGGUUUAUUUCUUUGUUGAUGAGGCAACAAAACUCAUUUUGAAAUCUACAACCACAACCAAAGCAGGAGGAAAAUACCAAAGAACAACAGUGUCUCUGUGGGAUCUGCUCUACUCCAAAUACAUCACUGAGGAGAAGAGGAGAGAGCUUGUGCAACAGUACAAGUCUGGAUCAAUCACAAUCGAACACUUCCUGAAAAUAAUACUGACAAUCAUUGAGCAGCAGACUAUAACAACCUCGUCCUCCUCAAUCGGCAUGUGCCAACCACCAGAAAGACAAGUGGACAGCAGCACACAAUCUACUAUCACGACUACAGUCACAAAGACAACUGAAGUUCAAAACUUCCAGGGAAUAAGAAAAGACGUCACAGCUAGUGAGUUGUUUAAAUCACAAAUCAUCAAUGAGGACCUCUACAACAAUCUUACAGCUGGAAAUGUCACAGUGACAGAAGUAAGUGAAAUGGAUUCAGUGCGAAGGUACUUAGAGGGAACUAACAGCAUUGCAGGAGUGUACCUGCAGUCCACCAAAGAGACCCUGAGUAUCAAUGAAGCCAAAAGCAAAGGCCUGCUAACUCCUGGUACUACUCUUGUUCUACUUGAGGCUCAAGCUGCCACUGGCUUUGUCAUUGACCCAGUGAACAACAAGAAACUUUCAGUGGAAGAAGCUGUAUCUCAAAGAGUGGUUGGCAGCGAAUGGAAAAACAAACUGCUUUCAGCAGAAAGGGCAGUGACAGGAUACAAAGAUCCCUACACUGGAGACACAAUUUCCUUGUUCCAAGCCUUGAAAAAAGAUCUUAUUGUGAAAGAUCAUGGAAUUCGUCUCCUUGAAGCCCAAAUUGCCACUGGAGGCAUAAUUGACCCAGUGCACAGUCACAGAGUACCUGUACAGGUGGCAUACACAAGAGGCUACUUUGAUGAAGAAAUGAACCAGAUCCUGUCCGACCCUGAUGAUGACACCAAGGGCUUCUUUGAUCCCAACACUCAAGAGAACCUCACAUAUCUUCAGCUGGUUGAGAGGUGUGUCACAGAUCCCAUUACAGGCCUUAGCUUACUGGUGAUUGCAAAGAAAGGAGAGGUUUAUUUCUUUGUUGAUGAGGCAACAAAACUCAUUUUGAAAUCUACAACCACAACCAAAGCAGGAGGAAAAUACCAAAGAACAACAGUGUCUCUGUGGGAUCUGCUCUACUCCAAAUACAUCACUGAGGAGAAGAGGAGAGAGCUUGUGCAACAGUACAAGUCUGGAUCAAUCACAAUCGAACACUUCCUGAAAAUAAUACUGACAAUCAUUGAGCAGCAGACUAUAACAACCUCGUCCUGCUCAAUCGGCAUGUGCCAACCACCAGAAAGACAAGUGGACAGCAGCACACAAUCUACUAUCAGGACUACAGUCACAAAGACAACUGAAGUUCAAAACUUCCAGGGAAUAAGAAAAGACGUCACAGCUUGUGAGUUGUUUAAAUCACAAAUCAUCAAUGAGGACCUCUACAACAAUCUUACAGCUGGAAAUGUCACAGUGACAGAAGUAAGUGAAAUGGAUUCGGUGCGAAGGUACUUAGAGGGAACUAACAGCAUUGCAGGAGUGUACCUGCAGUCCACCAAAGAGACCCUGAGUAUCUAUGGAGCCAAAAGCAAAGGCCUGCUGACUCCUGGUACUACUCUUGUUCUACUUGAGGCUCAAGCUGCCACUGGCUUUGUCAUUGACCCAGUGAACAACAAGAAACUUUCAGUGGAAGAAGCUGUAUCUCAAAGAGUGGUUGGCAGCGAAUGGAAAAACAAACUGCUUUCAGCAGAAAGGGCAGUGACAGGAUACAAAGAUCCCUACACUGGAGACACAAUUUCCUUGUUCCAAGCCUUGAAAAAAGAUCUUAUUGUGAAAGAUCAUGGAAUUCGUCUCCUUGAAGCCCAAAUUGCCACUGGAGGCAUAAUUGACCCAGUGCACAGUCACAGAGUACCUGUACAGGUGGCAUACACAAGAGGCUACUUUGAUGAAGAAAUGAACCAGAUCCUGUCCGACCCUGAUGAUGACACCAAGGGCUUCUUUGAUCCCAACACUCAAGAGAACCUCACAUAUCUUCAGCUGGUUGAGAGGUGUGUCACAGAUCCCAUUACAGGCCUUAGCUUACUGGUGAUUGCAAAGAAAGGAGAGGUUUAUUUCUUUGUUGAUGAGGCAACAAAACUCAUUUUGAAAUCUACAACCACAACCAAAGCAGGAGGAAAAUACCAAAGAACAACAGUGUCUCUGUGGGAUCUGCUCUACUCCAAAUACAUCACUGAGGAGAAGAGGAGAGAGCUUGUGCAACAGUACAAGUCUGGAUCAAUCACAAUCGAACACUUCCUGAAAAUAAUACUGACAAUCAUUGAGCAGCAGACUAUAACAACCUCGUCCUCCUCAAUCGGCAUGUGCCAACCACCAGAAAGACAAGUGGACAGCAGCACACAAUCUACUAUCACGACUACAGUCACAAAGACAACUGAAGUUCAAAACUUCCAGGGAAUAAGAAAAGACGUCACAGCUAGUGAGUUGUUUAAAUCACAAAUCAUCAAUGAGGACCUCUACAACAAUCUUACAGCUGGAAAUGUCACAGUGACAGAAGUAAGUGAAAUGGAUUCAGUGCGGAGGUACUUAGAGGGAACUAACAGCAUUGCAGGAGUGUACCUGCAGUCCACCAAAGAGACCCUGAGUAUCUAUGGAGCCAAAAGCAAAGGCCUGCUGACUCCUGGUACUACUCUUGUUCUACUUGAGGCUCAAGCUGCCACUGGCUUUGUCAUUGACCCAGUGAACAACAAGAAACUUUCAGUGGAAGAAGCUGUAUCUCAAAGAGUGGUUGGCAGCGAAUGGAAAAACAAACUGCUUUCAGCAGAAAGGGCAGUGACAGGAUACAAAGAUCCCUACACUGGAGACACAAUUUCCUUGUUCCAAGCCUUGAAAAAAGAUCUUAUUGUGAAAGAUCAUGGAAUUCGUCUCCUUGAAGCCCAAAUUGCCACUGGAGGCAUAAUUGACCCAGUGCACAGUCACAGAGUACCUGUACAGGUGGCAUACACAAGAGGCUACUUUGAUGAAGAAAUGAACCAGAUCCUGUCUGACCCUGAUGAUGACACCAAGGGCUUCUUUGAUCCCAACACUCAAGAGAACCUCACAUAUCUUCAGCUGGUUGAGAGGUGUGUCACAGAUCCCAUUACAGGCCUUAGCUUACUGGUGAUUGCAAAGAAAGGAGAGUUUUAUUUCUUUGUUGAUGAGGCAACAAAACUCAUUUUGAAAUCUACAACCACAACCAAAGCAGGAGGAAAAUACCAAAGAACAACAGUGUCUCUGUGGGAUCUGCUCUACUCCAAAUACAUCACUGAGGAGAAGAGGAGAGAGCUUGUGCAACAGUACAAGUCUGGAUCAAUCACAAUCGAACACUUCCUGAAAAUAAUACUGACAAUCAUUGAGCAGCAGACUAUAACAACCUCGUCCUCCUCAAUCGUCAUGUGCCAACCACCAGAAAGACAAGUGGACAGCAGCACACAAUCUACUAUCAGGACUACAGUCACAAAGACAACUGAAGUUCAAAACUUCCAGGGAAUAAGAAAAGACGUCACAGCUAGUGAGUUGUUUAAAUCACAAAUCAUCAAUGAGGACCUCUACAACAAUCUUACAGCUGGAAAUGUCACAGUGACAGAAGUAAGUGAAAUGGAUUCGGUGCGGAGGUACUUAGAGGGAACUAACAGCAUUGCAGGAGUGUACCUGCAGUCCACCAAAGAGACCCUGAGUAUCUAUGGAGCCAAAAGCAAAGGCCUGCUAACUCCUGGUACUACUCUUGUUCUACUUGAGGCUCAAGCUGCCACUGGCUUUGUCAUUGACCCAGUGAACAACAAGAAACUUUCAGUGGAAGAAGCUGUAUCUCAAAGAGUGGUUGGCAGCGAAUGGAAAAACAAACUGCUUUCAGCAGAAAGGGCAGUGACAGGAUACAAAGAUCCCUACACUGGAGACACAAUUUCCUUGUUCCAAGCCUUGAAAAAAGAUCUUAUUGUGAAAGAUCAUGGAAUUCGUCUCCUUGAAGCCCAAAUUGCCACUGGAGGCAUAAUUGACCCAGUGCACAGUCACAGAUUACCUGUACAGGUGGCAUACACAAGAGGUUACUUUGAUGAAGAAAUGAACCAGAUCCUGUCCGACCCUGAUGAUGACACCAAGGGCUUCUUUGAUCCCAACACUCAAGAGAACCUCACAUAUCUUCAGCUGGUUGAGAGGUGUGUCACAGAUCCCAUUACAGGCCUCAGUUUACUAUCAUUGAGAAAGUGAAUGAAACCAAAGCUUUCUUCAUGCAUUUUAUUUUCUGUUGUGCUUGCAUUCUUAGAUUUUUACUCAACAGAAUGCAGGAUGUUGAAACAUGAGAGAAAAAUACACGCAUACUGUAGUUCUCCAACUACUGUUAGUUUGAAUGCUUCAGUUACAACUGCUUGUUGUGCAGUGUAGAUUAUUGGAACCAGCACCCACACAACCAGUGACACUGACACAACUCCACUUUUAGCCAUUCUUAACCCCCCUCAAAAUAAAUCAACUUUGAGAAAUUUAGAAUUUAGUGGCCGUAAAACUCUAUUAAACUGAUGAAAUCAUCUAAUUUCUCAAAACAUACAUACAGAUCUUACAUAGAUAAACACUUAAAAUACAGCAUAUUGUUUUUAAAUCUUUGUUUUCUGCAUUCAUGGCUGUCACUGGGAAAUAAAAUCUUAGAUUUGCAAUACUUUUUGGGGAUUUUGUAUUCUUCUGCAGAGCACUUGGGUCUGGAUGUUUUAGAGUGCGUAAUAAAUAAAGUUGGAUUGUAUUUGUGGGAAUUAUGAAUUGUAUUAUCGUAUGUUGAUGUGGGUAGAUGGAGUUAAGCUGCGCCUAUAGAAGCUAGACUUAGUUAUGUUACCAUUUAGUCCAAAAAGAUGAACACUUAAUUCUUAAUUAAGUUAUACUUUGCUUUCAUUUGAAGUCAGCCCUGCUCUUUUUGUAUUAUUGUAAAUGAUGUUUUGUUGAAACUGUUUCAUUAUAUGACCAACUAAACAAAUGAAAUGCUACAUUUUUUGUCAAAACAUCUUGACAUUUUUGGAAGUUGAUGUGUAUUGAACAACAGACUUUAAAAUUAUUUCCUGAUUGAAGAGUCCUCAAAUGUUCGACAACUCUUCACCCAUAAUCAUUUCUGUUCAACAACAAUAAAGCAAAUACAAUGAAAAA